CGCACUCUCAAAAGGUUGCGCGACAUAAACGUACCCUACGUCUUUAUCGUGACGUGCCGUUCGAGUAGGAAGAGUGUUUUUCAUUUCUUGAAAUUAAAAUAAUUGCGAGAAUGGUGACUGACGUGCAACUGGCAAUCUUCGCCAACAUGCUGGGAGUCUCCUUGUUUCUCCUGGUCGUGCUCUACCACUAUGUAUCGAUCAACAAUCCAAAGAAACUGGUGUGAAAGGUUGCAGUUAAGGACCAUUUUUUACUAGCUGAUUGAUGCAAGACAAAACUGAGAUUGCCACAAUGGACACGAAGUUGCUAAUAUUUCUGUACAUAAGUGUAUGUUCUUUAUGGAGGAAAUGUUAAUAAAAUGUACCUGAAUUCGUAAAAAA
Polyodon spathula (Mississippi paddlefish) is the source of this 378-nucleotide messenger RNA. RefSeq names its product dolichyl-diphosphooligosaccharide--protein glycosyltransferase subunit 4-like. Gene Ontology annotation, cellular component: oligosaccharyltransferase complex. NCBI's taxonomy places the organism in Eukaryota, Metazoa, Chordata, Actinopteri, Acipenseriformes, Polyodontidae. The coding region runs from base 111 to 224 and encodes 37 amino acids. The record is from RefSeq and is a predicted model, not a curated record. The transcript is spliced from 3 exons.